AUGUCUGAGGAUAAUGUUUAUCAAGAUGCGGAUAUUGUGUGGGUUAAGUUGCGGAGCUGCUGGUGGCCUGGAGAGGUGUGCAGUCAUCAAAGGCAACCCGAAGGUUUGCUUAAACACACAAAACGCAAGCCGUAUUGUGUAGUGAAAUUUUUUCAAGAGGAGUCAUUUGAGUGUGUGAAAAACUCCAAGAUGAUAUUUCCUUUUAACUGCAGUAAAAAAGACGAAUUCAUUCGAAAAGGUCAUGCGCUAUUGGCAAAGAAUAAAUACAUGGAACAGUUUCCUGCUGCUGUAUCAACGGCCGAACGCCUCACUCGAUCAGUAACAAGAUCCUCACUAUUCUUCAAUAGCCGGCCAGAUAGCAUUAUCAAAGCAGUUCUUACAGAUUCACCACCAAAAUGCGAACGCAUCCGAAAUGGAAGACAAUACCCGAGUCAAUCGCCCGAUUGGUCGCCAACAUACAAAUGCAAUUUGUGUGAUUUUCAAAGCACUAGACAAAAUGUUAUGGUUCUGCAUAGGAGAAGUCACAGCGGUUCAGGAACAACACCUCAAAGAAAUAUCUUUAUGAAUCGUUCACUUAUAAGUUCUUCAAAUGCAAAAGUUUCAGAGAAAUCAAAAUCGCCCGAUAUUAUUGAAGAAGUUAGAAAAGUCACGCUCAACACAUCCACGGCUCAAACUCCAGUGAGAAAUGAAAAAGAAUCACCACAUGUUAUUGAGGACACAUCUGUCACUGAAAUUGAACCUGAUAUGACGAAAAAAGUUCACAAUACACAUUUGGAAAAAGAACAUCUAUCAAAAGAAAAGAAAGAAAAAAAUAUUCAAAAAAGUCUUCUAGCCGACUGGAUCGAUGAAGAUAAGGACGACGAUGACGACAUCGAAGAAGAGUUCCGUGAUGCUAAAAAACUAGAAACUGUGGAUAAUAAAACGACUGCCAACAAUAAUAAUCAGUGCGGCUCUACUUCUUUUGCAUCUACUUCAGCUUCGGCAGAAAAGUUAAGAGAACAAGAAUCUGUUGAUCAGAAAAUAUCGGUAGCACUUUUAGAACCUCAAAAGCCAGCAUCUAAAAUUCGAAAUAUUCCUAAAAAAGAUCGACGAAAUAUAAUUUUUACUGAUUUCAACGAAAUAGAUGAAAGUUCUUUAACGUGUUCUCAAUCGAAAAAGCAAAACAAUGAUGUUCACUCACAAAUAUUAACAGACGAUAAAGAUUUAUCCAAAUCAAAAGAUCCGUCUACAUCCGCGAUAUCAAUGUCUCCUGAACCUAAUACGGGACCAUUAAAAACAAGUACAAACAUAGAUGAAAUUCAAACAACUUCUAAAAUACAUUUAAGGACGCAAAGGGACAAAGCUGAUGAAAAUAAUUACAUACCCAGACUGAGUAGUAAAGCAAGAGUUCAUGACAAAAAAUUAUCCAGAAAGGAAGCAAAAAUAUUAGAAGCCUCAAUUGAAGUAACGGCGGCUGUUGACAUAAAACCCCCGCAGGUGUUUGGAAUGCAAACAUUGGAUACAGUUGCUCCUGAAGUAAUCGAUGUUGAUGAGAUUUCAGCUGUAAAUGCAAAAGAAGUACCCGCUGAUAUAGAUAUUGCGAACGUUACAAACACAUUUGUAACUUCUACCGUUUUAGUGAAAUCUGCUAAUUUAGAGCCGAAUACAGAACAUGAGCAAAGUGAUUUAUCUGCAGAAGUAAAAACGGUGACUGACAAAAUCAUGAUUGAGCUAUCUACACUUCAAUCGGGAACGAAAAACUCUAUUUCUAUUGAAGAAACUGUAUUGAACAGUGAAGUUAAUGACGGACCCACAAUACUCCGACCAUCUACAAUGGAAUCAAAAACGGUGGAUUGUACAGCUCCUUUAAUAAAACAAAGCGAAGAGCUUUCUUACAACACAGAGCAAUCAACUAUGGAAGAUUCAGCAGAUACACCAAUUACUAUGAAUCUAACUUGGAGAGAAAGCACUUCUGAAGAAUCUAGCAUAGAAGAACAAGUUGAAGUGAAUUCAAAAACAGAAGAGCCCAUUACAUUUAAAUCGAAUACAGAAAAGCCAAUUCCUUUUCAACCAAUAAUCAUAGGAUCAACAGCAGAAGAAACUCCAUUAGAAUCAUCUACCGAACAUGAGCCAAUAGAACCAAUAUGUUUGUUUGAACAAAACACAACAAAACCAGGUGCAGAAGAAAUAGCAACAGAAGAAAUAUCUGCAUUGGAGACAUCAGACACAGAACCAUGUAUAAAAGAGCAAUCGAUAGCAAAAACAGUUGAUCCAUCUACAAUGGAACCACCCACAGUAGAUCAAAUUCCAGUAGAAAUUUCUACAGAAAAUGCAUCAACAGUUGAAUCAAUAGCAGACGAAACAUUAAAGGAUGAACCAUUUUUAUUAGAACCAUCUUUAGUAGAACCAUUACUUCUAGAAGAAUCUUCUAAAGAACCAUCAACGGAAGAACAAAAUACUUUGGAACAGUAUACUGAAGAAGAAUCUACUCUAGAACAGUCCACUGUGGAACCAUCUUCUCUUGAACCAUUUAUUGUAGAACCAUCUGCAGAUGAACAAUCUACAACAGAAACAUCUACUAUUGAACCAUUUACACCAACACUUCCUGUAGCAGAAGCAUUUGGAAGAGAAUCUCCAGCAGAACAUUCUAUAGUAGAACCAUAUGCAGCAGGAACAUUUAAAAUAAAACUUCCUGCAGCAGAACCGUCUAGAGAUGAACCACAUAGAGACGAACCAUCUACAGAGGAACUAUUCACAGUUGAACCAUCAAAUGAAGGGCCAUUAACAGAAGAGCAAUCUAUAGAAGAUUCAUCUACAAAAGAACCAUCUGCAAAAGAACCAGCUGAACUAUCUACAGGAGAACCAUCUACAGAGAAACCAUUUAUAUUUGAACCAUCUACAGCAGAAUCAAUUGCUGUAGAAUCAUCUACAGUAGAAAUGUCUACAGUAGAAUCAUCUGAAAUAGAACCAUCUUCAGUAGAAUCAUCUUCGGUAGAAAUAUCUACUAAAGAGCUAACUACAGUAGAACCAUCUGCAGAAGAAAAAUCUACAACAGAACAAACUAUCGUAGAGCCAUCUUCAGCUGAUGAUUUAUCCUCAAUAGAACCGCCCACCGAAGAACUACAUACAGCAGAACUAUCUACAGCACAAUCAUAUAAAAUAGAAGCGUCUACAGAAGACUCAUCCACGGUAAAACAAUCAACACAAGAAUUAUCUGUUGUAGAACCAUAUGCUUUCACUACUCAAGAGCUAAUCAAAGAAGGUCUAAAAGCAAUUGACACGAUUGUAGGCGAAACAACUGAAGAACAAACAACUACAAUAAAACCCGUUUCUGAAGAAUCUAUCACUGAGAAAGAUCCAGUACCAGUUGGAAAAGAAGAAGAAGCAAUUGGAGUGGAACUUAAUUUAGCAGAAACAAAUACUUCUGUUUUUAAAAGUGCAGAAUCAAACGAAAUAGAGUUACACACCGCAGAAGACCCAAAAGUUAUGGAAGAAACAAAUUUAGAUGUUCAUCGAUUAGAAUCAGUCGAGUCUCCUCUCGAUAUAAAUUCUUCGUCUGCAAUAGAAAAUGUUUCAAGCGAGAAAAGUAUAGAAACAACUGUAUUAGGACAUGAAAUCAUGCAUAACGCAGCUAAAUUAAAUCAAAUUAAAUCAGAAACUAAAACAGAGCAUUCAACGGAAGAAUUGUAUUUGGCAGAAAACUUUUCGCCAUCUAAAAGCCAACCAAGAAAAAGAUCAUCAACUAAAAUACCUACAAAUACAACACAAGAACAAUCUUUGCUUUCUUCUGAAGUAGCUGAGGAUAAUAAGAAAUUAUCACAUGAGGAAGGCAAAUCAGAUGAUAAAAUAUUAAAUGAAAAGAUUUGUCUGGAAGUAAACUCCAAAACUCAUUCAGAAGUUAAAAAAGAAAAGAAACCUAUCUUAAGAUCAUCGACCCCUAGGGGUUGUAAGAGAGAUACUUUUGGAGACAAGGAUGUUGUUGCCAAGAAAAGAACGGCUAAAGCCACAGCAAAAAAAAUUAAGCUUGUGGAUAAGAAAUCCUCAAAUGCAGAAUUAGCAGUUGAAUCAUUUACAUUUGAUACAUCGUUAUCAAUUCAUGACAAGGAAGACAAGAUUUUAAGUGAAGAAGCAAUUAUGGAAAAAGAUAAAAAUGAGCUAAAGGCAGAUUCCCAAGUGUCCAAUGAAUUAACCAACAAUGCGGACAAUUGCAUGGACACACAACACACUACAGACAAAUCUGAUGCACUACCUAUUCCAGAGCAUAAUACUACAAAGGCAGAUAAUAUAAGUGAAUCAAAAUCUGAUAUGCCAAACUUUUUAGAUAUGGAAGACGUAAAUCCAUUAUCAGAAUUGAAUGAAUCAAAACCUCGGAGUUCUUUUAGUAAGGCAUCGUUAGCAUGUUUUGACUUCAAUGAAGAGGAAGACAUUUUAACAUCUAUAGCUAACUUUAAGAAAACUUAUGUUUCACCAGAAAAAACCUACAAUUUUGGCAUGGACAGUCGACCAAAAACACCUGACGCUCAAAAACUCGAACUGGAAAUGAAAGAUAAACAACUAUCUGCAGAUAUUGAAUCCCUCUUAAAAACAACUUCGGUAUCAGUAAAUCUUGCAGCUUCUUCAACUGCUUCAGGUAGUAAUAGAAAUUUGUCCACUGAAGUUCGAGGAUUACCCAUCAAAGAGCGGGGAAAGCGAAUUUUUAAAUCCAGAAAUCGCUUUCGAGUUGAAAGCUGUCCUUCGGUUUCAACUACUUCGACGACAGAGAUAAAAGAUGUGAGUGCAUCUCUUUCAAGCGUUGAUAAAAAAGAUACUUCCCCUGAUGUUAUCAAUGCAAUUGAAAAACAACAGAACUCAGCUCCAGAACAAGAACAAGAAAUGGCUUUUGAAGUUGAAGAAAAUGUUGAUGCGGCGAAGAAAAUUGAGGAAAAAACAAUGGAUGAUAAAAUCACAAACUCCGAAGAGGAAAUAAUUGGACGUAUUGUGUUUUCGCCAGCCGAAGUUUAUGCAACUGCAAAUGAAGAGCCUUUGAAAGAAUCUUUACAAUUAGCAGAAAGCCAUGUGUCUUCUAGUGAAAUGGAAGUUUAUGCACAACAAUCAUUAUUAUCAAGCAACGAAAAUGAAGAGAAAUGUUCAAAUAUCAUACAAGAUAAAGUUGUUAAUGCUGAAGAAGAGACUUUCGAAAAUCCUUCGUUUUCCGGUGAAAUUGAAGAAAAAGAUAUUCAAAAUGACAACUUUUUGGAUUCUUAUAUUUCAAAAGAUAAUGAUGAAAAUAAAGAUUUUCCUGAGGAAGUUAUUGACCAACAAUGUUUUUCGAUAACGGAUAAAAUAAGCGAUCAGAAUGAGACUGAGAUAGAGGCAGAGACAGAGCUAGAGCCAAAACAAGAACCAGAACCAGAGACAUUUAACAAAGCUUUGCAGCAAGACGAUUCUGAAGUAUAUAAAUCAUAUACUCUUGACUCAUCAAUUGUUAAUGAAGAGCAACAAAUCAAAUAUGUUGAUGAUAACAUAGAAAAUGCAGACGGUGAGUCAAUUUUAACAGACCAAAAACUUAACUUAGUUGAAGAUGGAACUGAAGAAAAUAUAGAGCAUAUUUUUGAUAAAGAAAUACCUGUUGAUGACGAAGUUUGUAAAUCAAACGACCCAAAUUGUGAUUCACCCUUUGAAUAUGAAUUGGUAACUACGGAAGUAUCGACUAUUGUUGAUCAUACUUCCACUGAAGAACAAAGCUUGGAAAAUGCUAAAGAGUCUUCGAAUGAAGUAUCAGAAGAAAUCGUUUCGUGCUGUGACGAUGGUACAUUCUUAAAUGAAAUGAUUAUUGCUGAUGUUGCAGAAUCUCAAAGCUCAGUUACAGAAAAUGAAAUCGAGAUUUCAAAUGUGUCCUUAAAAUAUGUUGAAACAGAAUCUGUUGUAAACGAAAACCCCACAGAUGAAUCAAAUUCUUGUUCUGUUAAUGGUAUGAACUCAAAAAUAUACGACAAUGAAGUAAAUGAUAUUAACGAAUCGAAUGUGAAAGAAGAGAGAUUACAAGCUGAGGCAGAACAUGGCGCGGCAUCUAGUGAUGAUUCCAGUUCAAUGAUAUCAGAUGCUGAGGCUGAGUUUGGCUCUCCGACGUCAAUGUUAGAAGAAGAACGAGUACUUAAUAGAGCUUUAAUGGGCAAUGAAAUGGCAGCCACAAGUGCUGAAGGGAAAGGACAUAAAACAAUAAAGAAACUAACCCGUAAGUUGCACAACUCACUUAAAGAAAAUAGCAAGCUAAUACUUCAAUCGGUACAAUGUGAUACUCAAGAGAGCACAUCAAAUGAUAUUGUCAACGAGUUAGUUUUUGAUACAAACAAAUAUGGAAGUUUUGGAAAAGAAUGCAUUAGUGAUUCUUUUUCUAAUAAACAACAUGAAAAAGAAACAGAUUCACAACAAAACAAUGAUUUACUAGAAGAACACAAAGAAAAACUUUCAGAAAAUAAGGAUAUUGUAGAUUCAAAUUAUGAAAACUCGGAUUCAUCGGAAGAAGACGAAGAAGAAAUUUGUUCUCCUCCCAUUGAGCCACUUGUAGAUGAAGACACCGAAGCGGAAAUAAUUGCGAAUUAUUCCGCAGCAACAAGUUUAUCAAAAAGUGAGGGCGGAGCACAAGUUGAUAGUGAAGCUUUAAUUACUAGUGAUAUUGCUACGGAAUUUCAGCUAGACUAUUCAGACAAAUCCAAAACUAAAAGUACGAUCUCAGAAGAACACGAUUCAGAAACAGCAAAUACGGGCGAAUCUGAGCUUUGCGCGGAUCUGAAUGGAAAGCAAACUGAUUCUUACUACACUGUUACCCAAAAAUCAGAUACUAUAAUAAAACUUAACAAGCAUAAGGACAAAACAACAAAUGCUGUAGCCGAAAAGGGUUGGACAGAAACUAACGUAGAUGUUAGAAAAUCGGAAUUAGCGGGCGAAGAGCUAAGUGCAGCCGAAGCCUUGCUUCUUAUUCCAAAUCAACCAGCAAAUAUUUUAGAAAAUUCAACUGAUCUCCCAAAAAAACCAAUGGAUGCAGCAGACUCUUCAGCUGAAGUUGAGGCCGCACAAGGUUUUCUCGAUGAAAAGGAAAUAAAAGAAGAAGUAACCGAAAGCAGUGAUGCAAUACCUAAUCAAGAUCUGGAUCUGGAUAUGAAGGAGGAUAUUCCAAAAGAACUAGUGCGAAGAAAAAGACGCUCACACAUGAAAGUGACACCACGAAAACGUAUCAUCGAUUCAACUAAACUAGAAGAAAACCAAGAAGAAUCGCAAAUUGAAACAAAGGUUGCCAAACUAACAAACACUUCUCAAAAAGCUACUUCAAAACUUGCUAAAACUGGUGAAAAUGUCGAAAAAGUGAAGAAAUCGUGUGCUGAACAAUAUGAAGAUAGUUUUGUUUUGAAGUACAUGAAAGAGCAACUAAUGGAGGAAAUGGAAUCAGUUGAAUCGGCCAAAAUGAAUGCUGAAGAUUGUGACAAGUCAGCCAAUACUUCUGACAAGCAAACACUUGAAAAAGUCCAUAUAACUGUUGAUAUUUCGAAUCCUCUUUCAUCUCAAAUUGCGACAAUACUUGGUACAAAUCGAACUGCAUCUACCGAUGUACCUAUUCGAAGCGGGUUUAAAAAGCGAAAACAAAGUGUGGAAGAUGAUAUUCCUUCAUUUAUAAUAAAAAGACCUUGUCCUAAAACUGUUGCCGAGGAAGAAGCAGCGGAUAGAGAGACAAUUGCUCAGAUACAGAACCUAUGUCCACAUGUGGAAAUAACGCGAAAGCCAUCUAAGGACGAAAGCUCGUCAACGACAACAUCAACAUCAACUUCACAGCAAACUACAAUUAAACCCCAAAUAAUUAAUCAAAAGAUUCUGCGUGCAGGAAAUAAUCAACCCCUUAUUACGGUUACAGCUAAGGGAAAUAAGGCGGACGAAAGUAUAUUCGACAUUUCUAAUAUGCCAAUUGUUCUGUCAAAUGAGAAAAUAAAUGAAAAAGUACACCUAGUAAUUACUCCUACAACGAAUCCUCAAAUCAUAAAACAGUUCCAAACCCAGCAGCAACAAACGCAGAUAUCAAACGCAGGGGCAAGUACGAGUAAUUUUCCUGGAAAUGCAACAACAGCUGUGCCAAAACCUGGUAUUCCGGUGCGUAGGCCGUCAUGUGUUCGCACCAAACGUACACCUUCCAGGCAACAGUUGCCAGACCAACACUCUCCGGUGUCUUCAGACAUUCAAAAUUUUGAACAAGAAAAUUACCAACAACAAAUCGUUGCUCUACAACAGCCACAUCUACAGCAAGAUUAUGUUAAUCCACAUCAACAGCUGCAACAACAUCAGCAGCAGAUGCAAGAAGAUCAAAAUCAACUUCAACAACAAGGGCAGGUGCAAUCACUGAAUCAAUUUCAAUUACAACACCAACAACAACAGCAGCAACAACAACAACAGCAACAACAACAGCAGCAACAACAACAACAGCAACAACAACAACAACAACAAUUCCAACAACAACACCAUCAGAAUCAAAUUCAACAACAACUUCAGGAAGAACAAAAUAUUUUAAUUCAACAACAUCAUCAAUUAUUGCUGCAACAACAACUACAAUUCCAACAACAGCAACAACAACAACAACAUGUUCACAAUCAGCAUCAACUUGUUACUAACGAAAAAGCUUCGCAAUCAAAUCUUACCGAAAAGCAAAUAGGAAUCGACAACCGUGGUAAUAAGUACGUUAUCAUAAGAAACCCAUCAAAUACUGUUGUAAUGGCAAAUAGCCCUGAGCCCUGCAAGGCUCAACAACAACAACAACGAGUUCCAGUAACAGGGGAAUCAUGUGAUCAGGGUUCACAGCAGCGGAAGCAAAGGCAAAAGAAACAUUCACCUCUCACAGUACAAACAGGAAGUCAAUCAAAAUCUCCACUUCCUGUAAUGCCUGUCGCAACACCGCCUCCUAAUAUACUGUCUAUAACAUCUACACAGACGAACCAACCACAGCAAUAUUUCAAAGAUCAACACAUUACUUCACCCAAUAUACCUGCGACCCCAGCAGCAACAACGAAACCCAAAGGCAGAGGACGGGGUCGUCCACCUAAAAACAAAACAGAUACCGUUUCGCUUAACAAACAGACCACGUCCACGAGCAAUAAUGUUAAAGUAAAUGCAAACGGAAGACGUUCGACUGGUAGGAUUUGCGAACCACCCCGUCAGCGAACGAGAUCAGUGGCAGUGACAACAUCUCCUGAAGUUCAACAAACAGUUAUGUCGUCCACGACGGUGUAUACAUCAAACCAACAGCCAACACAACCGGUUGAUUUUAUGGUCAAUCAGCAAUUCACUUCGAUGCCAGUUGGCUCUUCCCCAAAUAUGCGCGCAAAUAAUGAGUCCUAUCAGACGCAAACGUUAGGCCUCAGUCCACAAUCGAGGCCACCACAAUCAACUGCAUCAGAAAUUCCAAUUGAGGCAUCUGAGGUGUCUGGCGGUGGUUACGCUGUACCUUCACUUCCAGUGCCAGGAUAUCCGCAGACAUAUUUGCUGUGCGAGCUAAUUGGCAAUAAAUACAAAGAAGUUUUCUCAAAACCACUCUACCUGUCCCCGGAUCGAACAAGAUUCUUAGAGGUACCCGACGAAUUGGUCACAGAAGCACAUAAGAAAUUGUCAGACUCUCGCCGAGAACCGAAUCCAAAUGCUUUAAAAUUAGUAUCCGACGGUACGCCACAUAUUUUGCAAUCGAGAUUAAUAGAAAUUAAUUCAGAAAACAUGGUCAACCAAAACGAUGGCAACGGCCAACAAAAUGAAGUGCUCAUGCAAAAACAUCAACAUAUUUCAGUUGAAGACCAAGCCUCGGCAUUAUUGUGUUUACAAGAGCAACUAACGCAGGAGCAACUGGUGCAAGAACGACUUGUUCAAAAUCAACUUGUACAGGAACAGCUAGUCCAGGAGCAGUUCGUAGAGGAACAAUUUGUCCCGGAACAAUUUGUGCAGGAACAGUUUGUCCAAGAGCAAUUUGUACCAGAACAUUUUGUGCAAGAACAAUUUGUGCAGGAACAAUUCGUUCAGGAACAAUUUGUUCAAGAGCAAUUUGUACCAGAACAAUUUGUUCAGGAACAGUUCAACUUGCAACCACAACAAUUUUCCUUACAAUUGGCUAGAUUUGAAACCGGUGAAGUAAUAGAGGAUGCGGAGAGAGGCCAAAUGAUGGUAGUGACUACUGGUACUCACAACUUGAUUUUAGAUGAUAAAUCUUUCUUUGAAUUUACUGGUGAGAAAAAAAUUGACUUCUAUAACGCUGAGAAGGAUACGUAUAUUUUGACACCUCAAGUAAUAAGUAGCCUAUUACAUCAUUAUGCGUUAGGGCACAUCACAGCAGUACCAGCUAUGAAUACAGAAAUUGGAGAUCAGCAAGAAGUAUCGAUAUCUGAUGUUAUUCAGAAUGCAGAUUCUUCUACAAAUAUUCUUGAAGUUGCACUAGAUGAAUCAGGGUUAUAUUCAGAGGAACAGUUUAUAAACACUGGCCAAAUUCUUCAAAUAGAAACCCCUGAAGGUAUGCAAUUGAUUGGAACAGCAGCCGAGAAUGCUGAUUUGAUUUUCCAUCACAUGACAAAAGCCAAUACCAACGAAACAAACGUCCUUCUUAAUCAAGCCCCCAAGAUGUCUGCAGUGGAAAUUCCCUCAGACAAAAGCAAACGGAGAUUUGAAACAAAACCAUCUACACCUGCAACUUUGGAAGAUUGUCUCAACGUAAUUGGAGUUCCCAUUCAAUCGCCUAGUGUACCAGCGUCGCUUGAAUUGCCUGCAUCUGUAACCAAUCCUGCUAUAGUGGCAAAAACACGAACACCUACUCCAGGUACAAUCACCAUGAAUGAGAUCAUUGCAACUGGUUUGUGUCAUCAUCCCGACAUAACCUCCUUGCCAUCAAUGAGUUCCAACGAUCAGGAACUUACUUAUGAAUUCUUCCAAUCAAAUACGGAAGCUCACGAAGAAAAGGAUCAGGUGAAUGAAGAAUCCGUUGUAACUGACAUGGGUGAAUAUGCUGUCGUUACAAGCAGCGCUAGUUUUGAUGAUCCUGGCAGAUAAUAUCCACUUAUGUUCUUCGAGUAGGAUGUAUCGCGCUGGAACCUAAUUAGUUAGUUAGGUUUUUAAAGCGUGUUCUUUCGGAGAAUAUUAUAAAACAACAAAAAACAA
Molecule: messenger RNA, 11130 nt
Organism: Eupeodes corollae
Lineage: Eukaryota; Metazoa; Arthropoda; Insecta; Diptera; Syrphidae
Product: titin homolog
Exons: 6
Coding region: 1-11022 (3673 amino acids)
Source: RefSeq, a predicted model, not a curated record